This is a messenger RNA of Scatophagus argus, 5681 nucleotides long. RefSeq names its product dihydropyrimidinase like 2b (gene dpysl2b). The transcript is spliced from 14 exons. Gene Ontology annotation, cellular component: cytosol; cytoplasm. Gene Ontology annotation, molecular function: hydrolase activity, acting on carbon-nitrogen (but not peptide) bonds, in cyclic amides. The coding region runs from base 446 to 2167 and encodes 573 amino acids. Lineage: Eukaryota; Metazoa; Chordata; Actinopteri; Scatophagidae. The record is from RefSeq and is a predicted model, not a curated record.
GUCAAGAUGGCCGCUGGCUGUUUCUUCAUUUAUUCACUUGGUGCACUCACUGCCUUGGCUAAUCUAGGGAAAGCAAUUGAUGGCAUUAGUGGCCCUCUCCUGUCAAUGGAGCAGGGCGAGGCUCUGCGCAUGCGCCGUGGGGUUCUUUUAUGGGGAAGAGGCUCGCAAGUGGUCCCUCCCUCCCUUCUUGUCUGACUCCGUCUGGGAAGGAAAGGUUUGCUGCAUCGGCGGAGACCGGGAGGCUGCCAGAACGCGAUCCGGAGUUGAGAGAUAGUUAAUUCUUUACGUUUUGUGGCCUCCCAGGGAUCAACUGCGACCAUCCCGGUUUCUUCUCCUCCUCCUCCUCCUUCUUCUUCUUCUUCAUCCUCGUUUAAAUCAAGCGAGCAGCGGUAAUUCCUACAUCCCGUUGCAUUAAUUGCGGUCUAAGGACGAACCACCGGUGAAGAUGUCUGGCUAUCAGGGCAAGAAGAACAUCCCCCGCAUCACAAGUGACCGUCUCCUGAUCAAAGGAGGGAAGAUCGUGAACGAUGACCAGUCCUUCUAUGCUGACAUCUAUAUGGAGGAUGGAGUCAUCAAACAAAUUGGGGAAAAUCUCAUUGUGCCCGGCGGGGUAAAAACCAUCGACGCCCAUGGCCGCAUGUUGAUUCCAGGUGGCAUUGAUGUGCACACGCGCUUCCAGAUGCCUGAUCGAGGAAUGACGUCCGCCGAUGACUUCUAUCAGGGCACCAAGGCGGCGCUGGCCGGUGGCACCACCAUGAUCAUCGACCAUGUGGUCCCUGAGCCUGGCAUCAGCCUCAUCUCGGCCUUCGAGCAGUGGCGUGAAUGGGCCGACAGCAAGUCCUGCUGUGACUACUCGCUGCAUGUCGACAUCACCGAGUGGCACAAGGGCAUCCAGGAGGAGAUGGAGACACUCGUGAAGGAUCACGGUGUUAACUCUUUCCUCGUCUACCUGGCUUAUAAGGAUAUUUUCCAGCUGACUGACUCACAGGUGUACGAGGUGUUUAGUGUGAUCCGCGAUCUGGGAGCCAUCGCCCAGGUGCACGCUGAGAAUGGAGACAUUGUGGCUGAGGAGCAGCGCAGGAUCCUGGAGCAGGGGAUCACUGGGCCUGAGGGACAUGUGUUGAGCCAUCCUGAGGAGGUGGAGGCCGAGGCUGUAAAUCGCUCUGUGACUGUGGCCAAUCAGACCAACUGCCCUCUCUAUGUCACCAAGGUGAUGAGCAAGAGUGCUGCUGAUGUCAUUGCUCAGGCCAGGAAGAAAGGCACUGUGGUCUAUGGAGAACCAAUCACUGCAAGCCUGGGGACAGAUGGUUCUCACUACUGGAGCAAGAACUGGGCCAAAGCAGCUGCCUACGUCACCUCGCCUCCCCUGAGCCCUGACCCAACCACACCAGACUAUCUCAACUCCCUGCUGUCCUGUGGUGACCUGCAGGUGACAGGAAGUGCACACUGUCCCUUCAACACUGCCCAGCGUGCUGUGGGCAAAGAUGACUUCAGCUUGAUUCCUGAAGGCGUCAAUGGCACUGAGGAGAGGAUGUCUAUCAUCUGGGAUAAGUGUGUGGUGACGGGUAAGAUGGAUGAAAACCAGUUUGUGGCAGUGACCAGCACCAAUGCCGCCAAGAUCUUCAACCUGUAUCCUCGCAAGGGUCGCAUCGCCGUGGGUUCAGAUGCUGACCUCGUGCUGUGGGACCCAGACUGCACAAAGAUUAUCUCUGCUAAGAGCCACAACUCGACUGUGGAGUACAACAUCUUUGAAGGCACAGAGGUGCGUGGUGGGCCCCUGGUGGUGAUCAGCCAGGGCAAGAUCAUCUUGGAGGAAGGGAACCUCCACACCACUGAAGGCUCGGGACGUUAUGUGGCCCGAAAACCUUUCCCUGACUAUGUCUACAAGAGGAUAAAAGCUCGCAGCAGGCUGGCUGAACUGAGGGGUGUACCCAGAGGACUAUAUGAUGGUCCGGUCUGUGAGGUGUCAGUCACACCUAAAGCCAUGACUCCUGCCUCCUCUGCCAAGACCUCACCUGCCAAGCAACCCAACCAGCCUGUCCGUAACCUCCAUCAGUCUGGAUUCAGCCUAUCUGGUGCACAGAUUGAUGAUAACGUUCCUCGCCGGAACACCCAGCGCAUCGUGGCGCCACCUGGUGGCAGGGCCAAUAUCACCAGCCUGGGUUAGAGCUCUGCCGUCUGCCGCUGAGGAGGAAUUGAGGAUCCGAGGAAGGACGUCUAGCAGGAGCUGAGGGGCCGAGAAACCACGUCACGACACCGGGAGCCGAACCCUUCACAGUACCUGACUGGGCCAUCUGUCAGCCUCAAUCUUUCACCUCCUCCUUCGCAGCUUUCUUGUACUCACUCUCCUCCUCCCCGAACCCUGAUCCUAGAGGACACAGUUAGAAAUGAAAACAAAAAAGGGUCUGCCUCAUAUGAUGAAAAAAGAGAAAAAAAAAGGAAAACACUCUUUAUUUGAGCACUUUUGACUGCAUUAUUUAGUUUUUUUAUACCGUACUUUCUCCCUGCCAUGUAUUCCUUUGAUGUUUGUUUUUCUGUUGUUUUAAUAGAGGGGUCGAGUGACGCUAAACUGAAUUGAUACAGAAAAGAUCAUCGUGUUCAAGCAGGAUGUCUGUUGUAUUUUCAUUUUUUCUUUUCAUUUUGGCAGUAUCUUAAAUGAAGCCGGGGUACAAAAACAGUAUGAUUAUUCUUGCUUUUCUUAAAUAGGCCGAACAUUAGGUUGCUCGAAAUUGAACAGUCUUACAGUUUAUUCAGACGACAAGAAUCUUGUACAUCUUGUUAAGCUGUAGACUUUCUGUUGCAUAUAUUAUGUCACAUUUCAACUGCCUCACUUUCCACUGCUUUGCCAUCUUUGAAACACCGCUACUAUCCAUAUCCAGUUGAUUGCACGCCAUGAGGACGGCCUUAAGAUUUCAAACUGAACAACGCUGCACUCUUUAUACUUAGAGUUAUAGACUCUUGCUGCACUGUCUCAUAUUUCAUGUUUCCCACCUGUGGCUUUGCUAAGGUACAGAAGUGAAAAACCAUUUUGCAUAUUUGGCAGCUGCCUUACGGCUUGUGGAACAGAAGGAACUUUGGCAGGUUGUAAAUAGAGCUUUUGCCUCAUCUCUGAUCAUUAGGUCAUCGUUAAGUGUAAGAACUGAAGGAAAGAUUUACGAAGGAAAGAGAAAGUUGUACUUACUGUCACUUCAGACUCCUUUCCUUGCCUUAUUGUUUCUCAAUGCCGUCCUUUUAGAAGUGCAGGGAAGGUGCAGUUCAUGACGCAGCUACAUGUUUUCCAGCUUGUUUUGCAUUCCUGUGAAUCAUAGAGGUCCAAAUUUUAGAUCAACAGCUCUUUGAGCACCUGAUAACCGUCCGUCACCAACCAGUGCAUUUACAUAUAGAAUGUUUCUCCUCCUCCAGAUGUGACUGUUUUAUACUCAUCAAAAUCCCUUUUUCCUUUCUACUCUUUAUGUGCCUGAACUCACAAAAGUUAAACUGAUAGUUUGUUUUUUCUUGUUUUGUUAUUCUUGUUGAGGUAAGUGAAGGAUGUAAGAUAAAAAGAUGUAAAAUAGCCAGGAUUAACCGAUUCAAAGGUGCCAGAUUUUGCGCUUUCGUAGGGCCUAUCCUAUUGGUAGAGCCCCUGUAAAGACGAUAUCUUGAAAUGUUCUAAUGUUUUAGAGCUUUUAACUUGUUGUCAAACUGCUUUUUAGUGUCAUUCUGUAACUAGGUGCCCAAGGGCUGAGCACUAUUGAUUUACGCUUGAAAGUAGACAUGAGCUAAUGUACUUCUGACUAGUGCAGUGUUGAUGUGUGAGGGAUGGGACACGAACAGCAGGCUCCUGUACAGCACACCUUAGUGUUGCGGACGCGGCGUUACUCCGGGCCGUGCUGAGUGCUCAUAUGUUAUUUUUCCUUUUUUUUUAUUUUCCACAAUCUGGUUUUCAUUAAGUCAAGCAACUUAUUUCCUGUGUUAGUUCUUAAGUCAACAAGGUCUUGGCCACUAGUUACCACAUCUCCAGAGCGUUUUUCUUCCACGUGACUCAACACGGAGAGACAAACUUAUCAAACAUAAGAAAUGUAGACAUGGCCAGACUGCAGUUGCAUAGCUGUAGAUUAAAACUGGUCUGUGCUUUAGACCAGUUUUACAAUAUUGAGACUAGUCUGAUGAAGACCCUCUCUUGCAUAGUUUCUCAAAACAUAUAAGAGAUAGGUCUUAUCUUUAGUUAGCUACUGGGCAUGUCAGUCGUUGUAAUGAGUCUUUGGAUUGACAUUUGAUGAAGUCCUUUGAAGUCUAGCUUAAAAUUAAAUCUGUGUUAAUGCAGCUGGCCCCUGACUCACUCACACACAUACAGACAUACAUACAAACUUACAACACCAAUCUGUUUGCGCUUUUAACUGGAGUUUCUCAGGCAUCUUCCUCGGAUCAAGCUGGAGGCCUAUAGAAGGCGAAUUCAGUCAGAGUUACGAAUGGUGUAUGUAUUUAAAGAAUCCGAAGCAGGGGAGAUGUGACAAAUGCAUGUCGCUGAGGAAUUCAAAGAAGAGACGGGAUAGGACGGGGAAAUGGAAACUCUGCAGCUCACAUCACACAAGAAGGUUUCUUUUUUUCUUUUUGUGAGUCAGGAAUGUGGAAUUUUACUCCGUCUUUCUGACUUAUAUUGAUACUUUAGUUUAUUUGGGCUUCACAAUAUUACAUACUGCUACCACAGUGAAGGGUACGUGGGUGAAAGUCCUCAAACACGAAUACAGUUUGGCUGUCACGGCAGGAAUAGCAUUCUUUUCGUAUUCUCCAUGUCACUCCUUCCUUUGAUUGUGUGUCUGUCUGUCUUUUUCUUCCUUUCAUUCUCCCCCUCCCUCCCUCUCUCUCUGGCUCAUUUGUUGUUUCUGGCUGUUGCUAUGGCAACAGACCUCUCCACUCUCACGGGCUUCUGCUUUUUGUUUGUCAUGGCAACCAGUGCUGACCUGGUGCUAUUAGUACAGCUUUGCCUGCCUGCCUGCCUGCACACAUACACAUACACAAACAUUUUUUUAAUUAUUCUCUGACAGCGCUGCACCAAGUCUACAUAAUCCUGUGAGUCGAGUUGUGUGGAAUUCAGACUCCUUUGCUGCUUAGAAUCUAUUAGAGUUGAAAGCACACUACAGAAUAUAGCAGAAACACUCUGACACACACAUACACACACACACACACGCAUCAAACAGCCGUUGCUGUGAUGCAGCAGCCAUGCCUGAAGAAUUGACUUGGAUAUUAAAAGCCAGCUGUCAAGGCUGGCAUCCUCACCGUGUCCCAUGCCUCCUCGAUUUACACACACUAACACACAGACUUAUCCUCCUUUAAUGCUCUGUCAGCUUGAUGCUUUUCUAUGCCAUAUUAUGCUAAUGAUAUACGAGUGAUAUGUAUGUACGCAACGUGCUGCAGACUGAGAGGAGUUUCCCUCCGUUCUAAGGUUGUUGAUGCUGUUGAACACCUUCUUGCCCCAGAACCCUUUUGUCCCGCUCUGUAAGCCUCUCCCCUUUGUGAAAGUGAAACUGUGUGAUGGUAUUUGUCUUGGUGGCUGUGGGGUUUCUGGGAUGCUUGCUCACUAUGGAAAAAUUGUCAAAUCUUAUGGAUGAUGAUGUAAAAAAAAAAAAAACCCAUCAAAAAAACAAAAACAAAACUCAAACAAAAAAGGACUUCAAAAAUAAAAAAAAAAGAGAAAAAAGGAA